Halteromyces radiatus is the source of this 1511-nucleotide messenger RNA. RefSeq lists its product as uncharacterized. The transcript has a single exon. Bases 36 to 1379 code for a protein of 447 amino acids. The record is from RefSeq and is a predicted model, not a curated record. Lineage: Eukaryota; Fungi; Mucoromycota; Mucoromycetes; Mucorales; Cunninghamellaceae. Gene Ontology annotation, molecular function: protein binding.
UUUUUUUUUUUUUCUUUUUCCUUUCUCUAGACAUCAUGACAACAGUUUUACGACGGGUUAUACAAAGUCCCUUUGGGUUAUUCCAUUCAUCAUCACAUAGUUACCUAGUGAAUGGCUAUUUAUCACGUACAACAACAACAACAGGGUGGCUGAUACAAGGUCGUCGAUAUGGUCAUGGUGGAGUGAUAGAUCCUCAUCGACUCAAAGCAAGUAAAGGUGGACGACGGGUGGCUUCCAAUAAACUGUUACAAUCCAUUCGAAAAGGCGAUCAACAAGCAGUAUGGACACAAUACUUGGCACUUCACGAUGGACAACAACUGAAACAUUUAUUACCAGAAUAUCAUUCCAUGUCACUACGGGCACUUGGAUUACAACAUGUAAUUGCUUAUGGACCGAAAGAAAUUCAAGCUAUUAAGGAACGACUUAUGAUGAUCUGGGCCAAUAUGAAGCAUUGUGGACAUACACCUGAUAUCCGUGAUUAUAACCAUAUGCUUGGGUUUGCUGGUCGAGCAAGUGAUUGGACUUUAUGUGAACGUAUAUGGAUAGAAUUGAUGGACAAAUCGACAAAUAAAUCAUCUUUAUGGGGAUUGAAACCAAACGUAUAUAGUUACAAUGCUUAUAUGAUGGCGGCUAUUCAAUGCAAACAAUCUGAAAAAGUGGCUUCUAUCUUCAACAUGAUGUAUCAAAGCGGAAUUCAACCAAACACUUUCUCUUAUAAUACUUUGAUGGAUGCGUAUGGACAUUUGGGUGAUGUGGCAGAAGUGGAUCGAAUCUUUGAUAGAAUUUUUGUACGUCAACAACUACAACAACAACAUAAGACUUUUUCUUCACUUCUUCAUCCGAAAAGGGAACAAUCUACAAUUUUGGGACGACAAGUUGCUUCUUUGACACGCCAUGCACCUAUUAAUAAUAAUAAUAAUAGAAAGAAUUUGACACCUACAGUGGAUACUUUUAUGUCUUUGAUUGAUGCUCAUGGACGACAUGGUAACACGAUGGGAUUGGAAAUGAUUUACAACAAGAUGAUGCCCGAAUUCAAGAUUGAACCUACUCUUGCGAUAUACAACAGUUUGAUUCGAUGGUACUGCAAUAAAAGCGAUCUGGAAACUGCAAAACAAUUGAUGUUGGAAAUGGAACAGCGUGGCAUCCAACCCAAUGUGGUCACCUUCAACUAUAUGUUCCGUCAUGAGGCCUUGAAACGCAAUCGCCCUGGUGUUGCCGAACGUUUAUUGGAUUUCAUGCAUCAAGUAUAUCAACUUCAACCUCUUCAAUCCAUGUACCGUCAGCUUAUCCGUAUUCACAACAGACACAACAGAGAUCAAGAAGUCGAACGCCUGGUCCGUACUUAUGAACAAUCCAUAUCAUCUACCAAAUCAAAAUAGAAUUUUAGUUCAGUUGUUGUUUUAUAUAUAUUAUUAUUGUUAUUAUUAUUAUUAUUUAGUUUAUAUCCUUGUGUUGUUUCCUUCAUUGUGUAUAGAUACUUCCCUCCCUCUUCUUUUCUCUGUCAUCCUUAU